This is a messenger RNA of Talaromyces proteolyticus, 444 nucleotides long. RefSeq lists its product as uncharacterized. Lineage: Eukaryota; Fungi; Ascomycota; Eurotiomycetes; Eurotiales; Trichocomaceae. Bases 65 to 415 code for a protein of 116 amino acids. The transcript has 3 exons. Gene Ontology annotation, biological process: vacuolar proton-transporting V-type ATPase complex assembly. The record is from RefSeq and is a predicted model, not a curated record. Gene Ontology annotation, cellular component: endoplasmic reticulum membrane.
ACUUGAACGACCAAUUUUCACUACUGUUUCGAGUACACACAGAAAUCAAAAAUCAAUCAGAAACAUGGUAGUCCCAGGCCGGCGAUCACGCCCGAACAUGCGGGUCCCCGCGCCAACCGACAACGAUCAAGAUGCCGAUAAUAAUAAUCAUGCUGUGUCGGAGAAGCCAUCAGACACCACUCCUGCGGUUCCACGAGAAACAAUCAUCAAACUCAUCGCCUUCAGCCUGGCCAUGAUUGGCGCGCCGCUCGGUACAUACUUUCUAAGUGUCAACACUAUCUUCAGAGGGAACACAACUUUUGCUGGGGCUUCGGCUGCUGUUGUGGCGAAUGUGGUUCUGAUUGCAUACAUCAUCGUCGCAUGGCAAGAAGACCAGGAAGAUCAAGCGAAGAGGAAGGAGAAGAAGGGCCAGUAGAGGCUUAUGCAGAGAGCGAGACUUGUGUA